AUGGCCACUUCAAGACCGCAUCCCUUUGACACCCUCACUCCUGGCGAGGUUCGGCUUGCCGUGGCCAUCCUCGAAAAGGCCUUGCCCGGUGUCGCUCUCCGCUACAAGCGCAUUGACGUCCUCGAGCCCAUCAAGAACGAUGUGACGGCAUACCUUGACGCCGAGCGUGCCGGCCUUCCCCUUCCGAUGAAACCAGCCCGUCUCCUGUUCUCCUACUUUCACCGGCGGGACAAUGGCCGCUUCUGUAAGGCAGUGCUGGAUGUCGACGCGCGGCGGCCAGUCUACAUCAAAGAGCUGUCGAGCGACGUGCAGGGCCCAGCCGACGUGGAUGAGCUGGUGGAGAUGGAGGAGGCGUGCAUGAAGCACCCGGCCGUCCUGGCUGAGAUUGCCAAGAUGCAGCUGCCUGCGGGGUACACGGUGUGCAACGACCCCUGGAUUUACGGGACUGACAGCGACACCGAAACACGUCGCCUGGCACAGUGCUACAUGUACAUUGUUGCCGUCGACCAUCCACAGACAAACCACUACUCUCUGCCGUGCACAUUCUCGCCCGUCUUUGACCAGGUCACCAAAGAGCUCGUGCGCAUGGACCAUUUGCCGACGGGCGCGGACCACAGCACCCAGCCGACCAGACCGUGGAAACCUGUGGAGUGUGUGCAGUAUGCGCAGGAUCUGCUUGACCAGCCGCUGCGGACAGACCUGAAGCCGUACCUGGUUCGGCAGCCGCAAGGCCCGUCAUUUACGGUGAACGGGCAGUCGGUCUACUGGCAGAAAUGGCGAUUCCACGCUGGAUUUAACAACCGCGACGGACUCGUCCUAUACAAUGUCACCUACGAUGGCCGACAGACCUUUUACCGGUUGUCCAUGUGCGAGAUGACUGUUCCAUAUGGCGAUCCUCGCCGGCCGUACCACCGCAAGCAGGCGUUCGAUGCCGGCGACGUCGGCUUCGGCAUUACCGCCAAUCAGCUCGAGCUCGGCUGUGACUGUCUCGGGCACAUUCACUACUUUGACGGAUACCGCACGGAUGCCAAAGGUAACCCUGUGCUUCUCAAGAACGUGAUUUGCAUGCACGAACAGGACAACGGGCUGCAGUUCAAGCACACGAACUACCGCAACCAGGCUGCUACCGCCGUCCGCAAGCGUGAGCUAGUCUUGCAAAUGAUUUGCACUGUGUCCAACUACGAAUAUGUACUGGCGUGGAUUUUUGACCAGGCCGGCAACAUUGAGCAUGAGGUCCGUGCUACAGGCAUCCUGUCCACGAUGCCCAUUGACAACCUUGACGCGGCCAACCCAACCACUGUCCCCUGGGGCACCAACGUGGGCCCUGGUGUCAUGGCCGCCUACCACCAGCACCUUUUCGCGCUGCGCAUCGACCCGGCCAUUGACGGCCACAGCAACACACUGUUUUACGAAGAGAGCGCGCCUUUGCCUGUCGACCCCGAAACAAACAAUUUUGGCAUGGGCUACCAGACACAGGCAACCGUUGUGCAGAAAGCUGGGUUUGCCGACCUGGAUGUAACACGCAACCGCGUCUUCAAGAUCCGCAACGACAGCCACAUCAACCGAGUGUCGCGCAAGCCUGUCGCCUACAAGAUCCAUGCCGCCCCCAGCCAGAUGCUCUUGAUGGCCCCGGGCUCGUUUGCCCGCAAGCGCGCCGCCUUUGCCGAACACGCCAUGUGGGUCACCAAGUACCAAGACGACGAGCUCUACGCCGCUGGCGAGUUUACCAACCAGAGCCGCCGGGACACGGGGCUGUCGGAAUGGGCGGCGCGCCCGGACAAUGUGGAGAAUACAGACAUUGUGGUGUGGCACACGUUUGGGCUGACACACAAUCCGCGACCCGAGGAUUUCCCUGUCAUGCCAGCCGAGCACAUAUCGGUGCGUCUGCAGCCGGAUGGUUUCUUCGAGAAAAACCCGGCAUUGGAUGUGCCCCAGAGCAACCAGGCUUUCAACCAGUCCACGCUGCACCAGGAGACUGCUGAGGCCACGUGCUGCAGCAGCGACAGGUCUUGGCUGUGA
Molecule: messenger RNA, 2019 nt
Organism: Sporothrix schenckii 1099-18
Lineage: Eukaryota; Fungi; Ascomycota; Sordariomycetes; Ophiostomatales; Ophiostomataceae
Product: primary-amine oxidase
Exons: 2
Coding region: 1-2019 (672 amino acids)
Biological process (GO): amine metabolic process
Molecular function (GO): quinone binding; primary methylamine oxidase activity; copper ion binding
Source: RefSeq, a predicted model, not a curated record